Messenger RNA from Sorghum bicolor (sorghum), 1868 nucleotides. RefSeq lists its product as uncharacterized. NCBI's taxonomy places the organism in Eukaryota, Viridiplantae, Streptophyta, Magnoliopsida, Poales, Poaceae. Bases 99 to 1568 code for a protein of 489 amino acids. The transcript has 15 exons. The record is from RefSeq and is a predicted model, not a curated record.
AAUGGAGGUGAUUCUUUCAAGAGGAGCGCCAACCCCAACCUGUGUCCGUCAGUCAGCUGGGCAGAGAUAAAAUAGCAGCAGCCGAGCUGUUCGACGAAAUGCCGCCAUGGCCGCAGUGCCUCCUCCAGCCCACCCUCACCACCGCUCGCCGCGCCACAGCCUUCUCUAGGACGACCUGUCUCUCUUCUAUCCCCGCCUCUCCGGCCUACGAGCAGGGGCAACACGAGGAGGAGCCGUCGUUGGUCGUGGUGGGGGGCGGCGCGGCGGGCGUGUACGCCUCCAUAAGGGCCAAGACCCUUGCUCCGCGCCUCAACGUCGCGGUCGUCGAGAAAGGAAGGUUCUUGUCCAAGGUCAAGAUCUCCGGCGGUGGCCGCUGCAACGUGACCAAUGGCCAUCAUAUUGAGCCCAUGGGCUUGGCGAGAAAUUACCCUAGGGGGGACAAGGAGCUCCGAGGAUCCUUCUUCACCACUCACGGUCCGCAGGAUACCAUGCGCUGGUUCACAGACCACGGUGUCGACCUUAAGACGGAGGACGAUGGCAGAGUCUUCCCUGUCACUGACAAUUCAGCUUCAGUUGUAGACUGUCUACUGAACGAAGCAAGACGGCUUGGGGGUACCUCUUGCUACUUAAUUACAUUUUCUGUUUCUCUGCAGGCCGGCAAAGCUGUGUCUAGUGCAUCUGUUGCUCAAGAUGGAAAGUUUGUUCUCAAGGUUGAGAAGCGUACCUCUGAUUUUGUUGACUAUAUCAAUGCUAACUAUGUCUUGGUUGCUACAGGUAGCAGCCAACAGGGUUAUUCAAUUGCUGCACAGCUUGGUCAUUCCAUUAUUGCACCAGUGCCCAGCUUGUUCACAUUUAAAAUCGCAGACAAGCGGCUGGCUGAUCUCGCUGGGGUUACAUUUCCCAUAGUCAAAGCAAAGCUGAAGCUGGAUGGUGUUCAGAAAAGUGUUCCCGAAUUAACUCAGACUGGGCCUAUGUUAGUUACACACUGGGGGCUUAGUGGGCCUGUUGUGCUGCGGUUGUCGGCAUGGGGAGCACGUGAACUACAUCAGUGCAACUACCAAGGAAAGCUUGUGGUUGAUUUUGUACCUGAUAUUCAUAUCGAGGACGUGAAGCGCAUCCUAUUCCAGUACAAAGAUCAGCAUGCGAAGCACAAAGUGAAUAACACGUUCCCCACGGAGUUUGGCCUGGUGAAGAGAUUUUGGAGAUUCCUGCUAGAACAGGAGAGUUUAAAUGGUGACACACACUGGGCCUCCAUGCCAAAUAAUCAUCUAAAUGCAAUAGCCCUUCGGUUGAAACAAUGGAUGUUUGAGAUUGUCGGAAAGGGCCAAUUUAAAGAUGAAUUUGUGACUGCAGGAGGUGUUCCAAUUUCAGAGGUAUCACUUGGCACUAUGGAAAGCAAGAAACAGCCAAAUCUGUUCUUUGCAGGAGAGGUUCUUAAUGUUGAUGGGGUCACAGGCGGAUUCAAUUUUCAGAAUGCAUGGACCGGUGGGUAUAUAGCUGGGACGAGCGUAGGCACACUGGCAUCGACUAGCAAUCUCUCAGAGCAGCAGUCAUGUUUGCAAUUGUAACUGGGAGUACCAGAGAAGGAAAUGGAUUGAGUGAUGAAAGAGACUCCUUAGAUUAUCUGGGAAUGAUUCAGGGAAACCAACAAUGUGCAAUCAAGAUAAGGAUAUUCCAAGAUGGCCAUGAUCAGGGAGCUACAUUUGCUACUGAAUUGUAACACUAACCUAAGAUGGGGUACAUAUAGCAUGAGUAGUUACAAUCUAGGUGUACAAAGUGCAAUCUGGAAUGAUAAUAGUUACGGUCUUGUUGAUCAAGUUGUGAAUUGCACUUGACCGAUCAGAAUGUGCAUCCAGCCAUGAUUCUUC